Cyphellophora attinorum is the source of this 840-nucleotide messenger RNA. RefSeq lists its product as uncharacterized. Lineage: Eukaryota; Fungi; Ascomycota; Eurotiomycetes; Chaetothyriales; Cyphellophoraceae. The record is from RefSeq and is a predicted model, not a curated record. The transcript has a single exon. Bases 1 to 840 code for a protein of 279 amino acids.
AUGCACCUCAGAGCAUUCUGCAUGCUCACUUUGGGCCUCCUCAUCACUGCUGUUCAGGCACGGGUGAUCGCCACUGGUCCAGUCAACACCAUCGGGCCAGCAAUUUCAGAUCUCAAUCACGUCGUCCCCAAUGUCAGCUCCACACCAUUGUCCUUUCAGAAGCGCCAGUGCGUCAAGCAAAGCGAUGGCGAGAUUGUUUGCGACUUCCUCUGGCCGACCAUGAGCGAAAUGCUUUAUCGCCUGAACGAUGCUUCGGAUGGCGUGAAAGUAUCACCUGAUAUCCACCACUACUUCUACACCAACAACCGCAAGCCGACACCCGAGGAACGCGGCAAAGACGAGACCACCUACGACAUCCAAGUGAGAUGGGCUGCGGGCUGGAUGGCUGCCAUGAACCUGCCAGCCAUCAACUGGCGACAGGGCGUGAGUGAAGACUGGUGGAAGACGCAGAACGAGUGGGUGAUUGCGAAUUGGGAGCUCAUGGACACCGGCAGCGAUCCUGGCAUGCUGAACCCGGGCUCUAAUCUCCAACCGAAGCAAGGCGCCGACGCCGGAGUUAUCUUCACCUUUUGCUUGCUCCAGGCGUACUGUCGUGCAACGCUGAAUCCAGAGGUUUACCUCUUCACGCAGAAAGGGGACUUCAAGCCGAAUCAAGUGUGGGCUGAUGUCGAAUUCUGGGUGCUGACGCAGAAUCCGGCCGUCCAGAAGAUCUGGCGGGUUGAUCCGGCUCCAGGAUGUCAUCAGGGGGAGGCGGACAAAGAAGUUCUUUGGGAUCGUGCGAGAGGGGAUCCGGAGGGCACGCCGAAGUGGAUUUGCCCUGUGAACGAUAACUCGCCCUGA